GGCCUCCCUGGUGGCACAGUGGUUAAGUCUCAGGGCUGUCCAGCUAUUGCCACUGCGGCUUGAGUUCAAGCUCCCACCAGGGAGAUGACCCACAUGGCGCUGACCCUUCUGACUCGCCCGUUUCUCCCCUCAACAGUAUAUUUCAGUAGAUCUGCCUGUUCUGCUCCCCACUCUGUCUCUGGUGAAUCCUCACACCCUCUACACCUCUGGCCUACACCCCAGUUCUUGUAUGCAUGAAAAAAUAAAAUCUUCUUUCCGGUGGUGGAGUCUGAAGAAGACGCGCAGAAAUGGCACCUCGCAAGGGGAAGGAAAAGAAGGGAGAACAGGUCAUCAGCCGCGGACCUCAGGUCGCCGAAGGAGAAAACGUAUUUGGUGUCUGCCACGUCUUUGCAUCCUUCAAUGACACUUUCGUCCAUGUCACUGAUCUCUCUGGCAAGGAAACCAUCUGCCGUGUAACUGGUGGGAUGAAGGUGAAGGCUGACCGAGAUGAAUCCUCACCAUAUGCUGCUAUGUUGGCAGCCCAGGAUGUGGCACAGAGGUGCAAGGAACUGGGCAUCACUGCCCUCCACAUCAAACUCCGGGCUACAGGAGGAAAUCGGACCAAGACUCCUGGACCUGGGGCACAGUCAGCCCUCAGAGCCCUUGACCGCUCAGGAAUGAAAAUUGGGCGGAUUGAGGAUGUCACCCUCAUCCCCUCUGAGAGCACCCGCAGGAAGGGGGGUCGCCGUGGUCGCCGUCUGUGAACAGGACUCUUCAAAUUAUUUUCUGUUAAAUUGCC
Talpa occidentalis (Iberian mole) is the source of this 778-nucleotide messenger RNA. RefSeq names its product 40S ribosomal protein S14-like. Gene Ontology annotation, biological process: maturation of SSU-rRNA from tricistronic rRNA transcript (SSU-rRNA, 5.8S rRNA, LSU-rRNA); translation; ribosomal small subunit assembly. Lineage: Eukaryota; Metazoa; Chordata; Mammalia; Eulipotyphla; Talpidae. Gene Ontology annotation, cellular component: cytosolic small ribosomal subunit; ribosome. Gene Ontology annotation, molecular function: mRNA 5'-UTR binding; small ribosomal subunit rRNA binding; structural constituent of ribosome. The coding region runs from base 288 to 743 and encodes 151 amino acids. The transcript has a single exon. The record is from RefSeq and is a predicted model, not a curated record.